AUGUUUAUAGCUUUUGAGGUGAAGUCAUAUUUCAAAUGUCGUGCAUGGGUCUAUGUGUCGAAUGAGUGCAGAGUUAAGGAGCUUUUGCUUGGCGUCAUCAAGUGUUUGAUGCCUGACGCUGAGAACAAUAAUGGGAAGCAAAAGAAAGGAAAGAAACAAAAGGGAAGAGAGAAACCAGAUGACCUCUCUAGCUUGGAUAUCGACAAGCUAAAGCUAAUGGUGCAGAAUUUCUUGACCAAGAAACGGUAUCUGGUCGUCCUUGAUGACCUCUGGAAGACUCAAGACUGGGAUGAGGUACAAGAUCCUUUUCCAAACGACAACAAUGGUAGUAAAAUACUCAUCACUAGCCGUUUGAAAGAGGUGGCAUCCCAUACGAGUCCAUAUCCUCCUUAUUACCUUCAAUUCCUCGGCGAUGAUGAAAGUUGGGAACUCUUCUCCAGGAAAGUGUUUCGAGGAGAAGAGUGUCCUUCUGAAAUAGAGAAUCUUGGAAAACAAAUGAUCAAAAGUUGUGGCGGUUUGCCACUCUCCAUUGUUGUUUUGGCAGGGUUACUUGCAAACAAGGGGAAAAUUAUUAGAUCUUGGGGAAAAUUAAAGCAGCAAAGUCCCUUCCAACUGGGGCUUAUUUAUCCAUUUAAGAUUGCAUGCUUGUUAGAGAAGGGAAGGUUUCCCAACCUACAAAAGUUGGGUUUGCACAUAUCCUGGAUCCAUAAAGAUAAUGUGCAUGAAUUGUUGUCAAGCUUACAACGAUUAAAUAGUCAUCUGAACAAGUUAAAACUUUUCAUUGAAUGGAAGCAAUAUAAGAUUUCAGAGUCCUCAAACUUCAAGCACAUGGAAUGGCACAUCGGUUGCAAGCCAAUUGAAUUGUUACAGACCCUGCAACAGUUCUCAAAUCUGAGCACAUUGAAAGUUAUAGGAGCUUCGGACCUUGCAAUGUGUGAUAUAGCGUUUCCUCCAUGCAUUACAAAAUUAACAUUGACGGGCAUUAGCUUCAUGAAUGAUGAUGGGAUAAAUGCCAUUGCUAAUCUUACUAGACUCCAACGUUUGAGUUUGCAUGGAGCACUUGAAUUUCAUGAUUCCUUUGAGAUUAAUUGCAGUGCAGGUAGCUUCAAACGGCUCCAGGAUUUUUUGAUGCUGGGGCUCCAAGUUCAUAACUGGAAAUUAGGCAAUGGUGCAAUGCCAUGCCUUCAAAGUCUGAUUAUCAGAAGAUGUAGAAAAUUGGACAAUCUCCCAGAUGAACUGUGGUCUUUGACUGCCCUGAGACAAGUACAAGUUCAAGGACCAAAACGAGCAUUGUCUCUUGCGCUACGAAAUUUGGAAAUGAAGGAUGGAUGUAAGCUCAUGAUUGAAGAUUAG
Messenger RNA from Arachis stenosperma, 1353 nucleotides. RefSeq lists its product as uncharacterized. Gene Ontology annotation, biological process: defense response to fungus. The transcript is spliced from 2 exons. Bases 1 to 1353 code for a protein of 450 amino acids. The record is from RefSeq and is a predicted model, not a curated record. NCBI's taxonomy places the organism in Eukaryota, Viridiplantae, Streptophyta, Magnoliopsida, Fabales, Fabaceae. Gene Ontology annotation, molecular function: ADP binding.